Cladocopium goreaui is the source of this 1918-nucleotide messenger RNA. NCBI's taxonomy places the organism in Eukaryota, Dinophyceae, Suessiales, Symbiodiniaceae. The record is from the annotation of a GenBank genome assembly.
AGCGCGCCGUGUGUCGCGAAGCCAUGGCUCUGGAUGGCCAGAGACUCAAGUCCAGAGAGCGCCCAAGGCGUUGCAAUGGCAUUUUUUGCUCGCGACUUGAUGGAAGCUUGUUUGGUUCACCAGAGAGCUUUGAAGCGCUUAGUGGAGCAGUACCCAUGGGCCGAGAGCCUGGUGCCGGACCUGAUGGAAGGGAUUUGGGCAGGAAGUGGCUCUCGCACACCCCACACCCCGUAUCAGGAGCGCUCCAGGCUUUCCUCUUAUGACCCGCCACAGGGUCUCAAGAGCCCUGGGAAUAACGCCAAGGCGAGUGUCUUUUCGGACGGCAGCAACGAUUCUGGUGUUGCAGUCUUUGAAACACUCCCCAUGGAAGAGGAGCAGAAGGAAAUUCCAGUUACAAUGUUGGAUGUGGGAGAGGUCAAGGUAAACGAGACUUUCCAAUCAUCGGAGGAAGCAGCUUCUCUUACUCUUCCGAAGCGAAAAUCAAUGAACGUCAAGUCUUGGAGAUCCCAAGCCAGGCAAACUACAGAAUUUGAGAGUGCUUUGGAGGAGACUCCAGUAUUGGAUGCCUUCGCUGGCGCAGGGGUGAUCUUGAAUGCACUGCUGAUUGCCUUCGAGCUGGAGUGUGAGGGGGCACGUGCCAGUAUCUCCAUUGGGCUCGUUGAUGGGAUGCAAUGUGAAGAUGCCAGGCCUCUCUUUCUUGUGACAGAACAUUUCUUCACAGCCUUUUUUGCUUUGGAGCUUUGCUGGCGGAUUUCGAGGGCAAGGUUGGCUUAUUUUAUGGACUGGUUCAAUGUUUUCGAUGCCUUUUUAGUGCUUGCGGGCUGUCUCGACCUGUAUGUGCUCCAGGCCGUGAUGCAAUCGCAGUCCUAUCUCCGAAUGCUUCGAUUGUUCAAACUGGCGCGUGUGGUGCGUUUGGUCCGUGUUACCCAGAUGUUUCGAGGCCUGCGCUUGCUGGUCUCAGCUUGCGGGAGCUUUCUUCCAGCUCUGGGAUGGGCGAUGGCACUGCUUUCCUUGUGCAUGAUCAUGGGUGGCGUCACUAUCGGCUUUCUGCUCCAAGGAUAUAUCGAGGAUGAGAACCAUCCAUUUGAAAGUCGCAAAUGGAUUUGGCUCCACUACGGCACUGCCUAUAGGGCGACCUAUACCAUGUACGAAAUCACCAUGGCGGGAAAUUGGCCGACGAACGUUCGACCAGUGUUGGAAAACGUAAGCCAUGCUUAUGUCUUUUUCUUCGUGGGCUACAUCACCGUGGUUGUUUUUGCGAUCAUCCGUGUGAUCACGGCGAUUUUUUUGUCCCAAACUUUAGAAGCGGCGAACAACGAUGUGGAGGUCAUGAUCCAAGAGCGAAUGCGAAAAAAAUCAAUGUUCGUAGAACAACUUGAAGGCAUUUUUGAGGCGAUCGAUGAAAGUGGGGACGGAUUGCUUUCAGAAGAGGAGAUGAAGGAGCUUCUGGCCGAUUCAAAGGUGCAGGCCUAUAUGGAAAGUCUGGAGGUUGCUUUGCCAGAGAGUGAAGCUUUGUUCCGCUUGCUCCAGAACAGUGACGGUCAAAUUACAUAUGAGGAUUUUAUUGAAGGAAUUUUGCGAUGCAAAGGGCCUGCCCGAGCCGUGGAUCAGAUUGUUUUACAUUCAGAAGUAAAAAGCCUGAACACUUUGAUUCAGAAAUUGCAAGACAAGAUGGAGGAGGCCCACCUCAUCCAAACCUGCAAAAGGCGGAGGAACAAGAAACACCACACAGGCUUAGCUAGCCAUAUGGCGUUGUUAUCCUCACCAACUCGAAGCCGAGCGAGCCUAUAUGUGAAGUGAGCCCUGUGCAGAUUUCUUUUCUGAGGGCCAGAGUGUGGGCAAGAAAUUGUCUUCUGGAUUAUGUCCUGCUUUCGGGUCAUUGGGCUCACCAUUGGGCUCUGGACUUAUUAUACUUCGU